AUAUGGCCCAUCUUCCAUGAUGGAAUACCGCAGAAAUUUGGAGAUAGCCUUCAACAAGUUGGAUGCUGACCUCCCACCUUCCUGUUUGGUCAUCUGGAACAUGACGAUGCCUCUAGGCCCCAGGAUCAAAGGUGGCUUCCUUAUACCAGAGCUGCAGCACCUGAGCCAGACUCUCCGGCAGGACAUCAUCGAAGGCAACUUCUACGGGGCCACCCUGGCCGACCUCCAUCUCUUUGACGUGGUGGACCUCCACUUCCACUUCCGCUUCGACCUGGGGAACCGCGUCAAGGAUGGCAUCCACUGGAACAACGUGGUGCAUCGCCGGAUCACCAACCUUCUCCUGACCCAUCUGGCCGAAGCCUGGGGGGUGGCAAUCCCAGAGAAGAAUCGCUGGGGGG
Molecule: messenger RNA, 398 nt
Organism: Pseudonaja textilis
Lineage: Eukaryota; Metazoa; Chordata; Lepidosauria; Squamata; Elapidae
Source: RefSeq, a predicted model, not a curated record